GGCGCACUCUUGUCCUCGUCGUCUCCCGCUCUUCAUUACUCUUCGCUCUUCUCAUCUCUUCACAUCCCAUCCCAUCCCUCCCAUCCCCAUCUUACCACCCUACACUAGUGGACGGCGCGCCACCCUUCGCCCCAUCCCCACCCAUCACUCAUGUCCGCACCACCACCAACGCUGCCUGUGCCUGAGGGCGCCGCGUCCGAUGAUUUCGAGGCCGACGCCGGUGUCGAGGACGGCCCGCCCAAAGAGGAGGCGGUCCACUUCUGUCUGCUUGCCGAGUUCGACAUUGACGCCGGCGCGACACUAGCCCAUCAAUACCCUUACCCGACUGGCACUGAGGAGCACCGCCUUGCCGAGCUCAUGCUGCCCGACGGCGCGCACCUGCGCGGCGAGGACUGGACCGUGUUUUAUCUCGGCCAGACGGAAAGCAUGUCCGUGUCCCCAAUGCUGAGCCACGAGGAUAAGGCUAGAAUGAGCAAGCGGAUGAGCAUGCUGCCGCCCAGCGAGCGGCCGCGGCGCGGCACUCCUGGGGGCGGCCUGCUGUACGUUCUCAACUGUGUGCGAAUGAAGGAGGACAAGAGCGUGCGCCGCGGCGCCAUGGUCAAGGCUAUGGCUAUCGCUACGCCUCACCCUCACAUCGGCAUAUACAAGCCGCUCCUCCUGCUCGCCCUCGACGAGUAUUUCAACAACCCAAGCCCGGAGGUGCUCGCCAAGCUCUACGACUCAGCCAACAACAUCUCGGUUGUCGGCAUGCCAAAGCUUAACCGCCACGAGCAGAUUCUGCUGCGCCAGAGUGACCGCAAGGACAUGUUCGAGGCCCGGUUCGGGCAGCACGCUCCUCAGACGGCGGCUGACGACGACACCGCCGAUGUCUCGUCCAUCGCCGAGGCGAGCACGCGCGCGCCGAGCAUCUCCUCGAGCCGGCCACCCGUCACGCGCAAGGACAGCUCGUCCAGUUCGCAGGUGUACAUGUCGUACAACGACAUGCCAAAGCGACACGGCGUGCCUCGCGACACGCACUUUUUCGAGACCGAGGCCAAGUUCAAGAAGAUAACGGUGCCUAUCCGCAUCCCGAUGACUGUCUUUGACGAGGACGUGGGCGACUACUCGAUCAUUGAGCUUGUGCAGACAUUCUCGCAGAACGUGCAGCCGUUCCCGCCGCCAUUCCACCCAGCACUACACACCAACGGCGCAUACACACACCCAGUCUUCCUCAUCUUCAACGCGAUGCUUGCGCACAAGCGCAUCAUUUUCCUCGGACACGGGCGUCCCGCAAACCAGGUCGCGCGCAUGGUGCUUGCGGCAUGCGCGAUGGUGUCAGGUUGUGGGCAAGUGCUGCGCGGCUUCACCGAAACGGCGUUCCCGUACGCCAACCUGGCCUCGCUCGACGUUCUGGAAGAGUUCGACGGCUACGUGGCUGGUGUGUGCAACCCGCGCUUCGAGGAGCUCCCCUCGACCUGGGACGUGCUGUGUAACCUCGAGACAGGGCGCGUGACCGUCAGCAAGGAGCUGCAGAUGCCCGGCACAGUCCAGGGCACCAAGAGCGACCUGACAAGCGACCGCAGCGUGAACACGGGCGGCAAGGACGAGGACUCUGCCAUGGCCGGCGGCAAGGCACACAGCGUGUCCAAGACCGACUGCUUGGACAACCAGUUCGUCGAGGAGAUACUCACCGCGUCGAGCGCGCACUACGGCGAGGGCCACAUCCGCGUGCGCUGGACCGACUACAUCUCCCGCUUUGUGCGUCUGGUUGCGUACCAGGAGCAGCUGCAUCUCGGCUCUACCCGCUUGGGGUGGCAGUACCAGCCGUUCCGUGAUGGUCACCUCGGCAGCGGCAUUGUUUUCAUCGAUGACGACCUGCGCCAGCGCGAGAUGCGCGGCAACGCGCACCGCAUCGACGCCUGGCGCAAGACUAAGAGCUACCGCUUGGCGCAGAAGGAUUGGGUACGCGAGCAGGAGAACGCGGCCAUCCGCGGCUUCGACGCGCUGCACAACGUCAAGCGCUUGCGCAUGACGCGCAGCAUGUCCAACAAGGAAGCCGAGCUGAUCUACUCGACCAUGGUGCGGCAAGUGCGCACAUACGACCAAGUCGUCGAGCUCCUCACCUACCUCCCGAUGCACUUCGGCGGGCUGAUCCCCGUCGCGAACGGGCUCAUCCACCCGCUCGCAAGCGUCCGCAAUGACUGUCUCGACUUGCUGUGCACCAUCAAUCAGUACACUGUGGGGCGGCAUGCGUUGCUUACGCUAAACUACUUCUUGCGCAAGACGUUCGUCGAGCUACUCGAGCGGCGCGAGGCGACACGCGCGCUCCAGCGCCGCUUUGAUGAGCCGGAGAAGACGCCGGCAACGGCCAGAGCUGGCGAGCUCGCCGCGCAGCAGGCCCAGCCCGCCGCGCUCAAGGCUUAAUGCCCCAUAUCUCCUCCUUUUUUGGUCGGACGGAACUUUACGCUAUCAUACACAAUAAUCUAGACAUGUAUCAGUGGUUCUUGGG
This is a messenger RNA of Cutaneotrichosporon oleaginosum, 2488 nucleotides long. RefSeq lists its product as uncharacterized. The record is from RefSeq and is a predicted model, not a curated record. Lineage: Eukaryota; Fungi; Basidiomycota; Tremellomycetes; Trichosporonales; Trichosporonaceae. Gene Ontology annotation, biological process: actin cortical patch localization. Gene Ontology annotation, cellular component: plasma membrane.